AUGACAGACAACACCUCCCAAAUCCCCUCCAUCAUGACCGCUUGGCUCUGGUCCAGCACAGCGGGCGGUCUCCAAACAAACCUCUACAAGUCCGACACAGCGUACCGCCCCGGCCAGACCCUACGCCCCCACCAAUGCCUCAUCAAAAUCUCGUCCACCUCUCUGAACCCAGCAGACUACAAAGUGCCCGAGGACGCACCGUCCUUGCUCUGGAAAUGUGUAGUCUCAUCACCGGCAUCGCCCGGCAUGGAUUUCAGUGGAGUUGUAGUCGCCACCGGCGCAAAAGUGACGAAUGUCAGGAUUGGGCAGCGAGUGUUUGGAUGUUUGCCUUUACCGCGCCAGUAUGGCACGUUGGCGGAGUAUUCGGUUGCGGAUGCCGGGCUUGUUGUGCCUGUGCCCGAGGGCGUGGAUCUUGAUGAUGCCGCGACUGUGGGGAUUGCGGGCCAGACUGCGCUGCAGGUUAUCAAGGGACAGGUCCAGUCUGGGGAUCAUAUUUUUAUUAAUGGUGGUUCGGGGGGUGUGGGCACAUAUGCCAUUCAGAUCGCGAAGGCAUACGGAUGUCAUGUAACAGCUACGUGCUCGACACGGAAUGUUGAGCUGCUCAAAAGUCUCGGCGCCGACGAAGUCCUUGAUUAUACGACAGUCGACGUUGUCGAUUAUCUGCGAAAACAAGGGCCUUUAUUCAGUCUGGCCCUAGACAUGAUCGGAAAACCAGACGAUAUGUAUCGCGAAAGCCACAAUUUCCUGCUUCCAGGCAAACCAUAUGCACAGGUUGGGAAUGAAUCUCAUCUCUCGACUGCAGGACGGCUGAUCACCCCGCGCAUUCUGGGUGGUGGACAGCGACCAUAUCAACUCGUCUUCUUUAAGAAUAGGUAUGAAGAUAUGAAAGAGAUUGCAGAUUUGAUGCAGGAUGGCAAAGUGAAGCCGGUUAUCGAUACGGUGUUUGAGUUUGAUGAUGCCGUCAAGGCCUUUGAGAGGUUGAGGACGAACAGGGCUAGAGGGAAGGUGAUUGUUAGGGUUGCUCCUAGAGUAGAGUAA
Talaromyces marneffei is the source of this 1038-nucleotide messenger RNA. RefSeq lists its product as uncharacterized. NCBI's taxonomy places the organism in Eukaryota, Fungi, Ascomycota, Eurotiomycetes, Eurotiales, Trichocomaceae. The transcript has a single exon. Gene Ontology annotation, cellular component: mitochondrion. The record is from RefSeq and is a predicted model, not a curated record. Bases 1 to 1038 code for a protein of 345 amino acids. Gene Ontology annotation, molecular function: oxidoreductase activity.